Messenger RNA from Myotis lucifugus (little brown bat), 882 nucleotides. RefSeq names its product mitochondrial ribosomal protein L57 (gene MRPL57). Gene Ontology annotation, molecular function: structural constituent of ribosome. Bases 133 to 441 code for a protein of 102 amino acids. Gene Ontology annotation, biological process: mitochondrial translation. Gene Ontology annotation, cellular component: mitochondrial ribosome. NCBI's taxonomy places the organism in Eukaryota, Metazoa, Chordata, Mammalia, Chiroptera, Vespertilionidae. The record is from RefSeq and is a predicted model, not a curated record. The transcript is spliced from 2 exons.
CGCGGGAGCCGAAGUCUCGCGGGAGCCAUCUCCCGCGGAGGAGGCCCACGCCGGGCGGAGCCAACGCACUACGGGCGGUGCGUCAGUCGGCGUGCGAAGGGACGCGUGCUCCCGAGGCGGUGGACUGGCGCCAUGUUCCUGACCGCGGUCCUGCGCCGCAAUCGCAUCCCUGGCCGGCAGUGGAUCGGAAAGCAUCGGCGGCCGCGCUCCGUGUCCUUCCAGGCGAAGCAGAGCACUAUCCGCCGCCUGGAGACGGAGGCGGAGAACCACUACUGGCUGAGCGCUCCCUUUCUUAGCGCCGCGCAAGAGUUCGGGCACGCCGCGGCCCGCAGGGCGGCCGCCUUCCAGGCCAUCAAGGCGGCCCAGGAGGUCAAGUUCCCGCCGCACCGGCGGCUCGUCGACCAGCUCAACCACCUCAAUGUCACCAAGAAGUGGUCCUAACGACCGCGCCCUGGAACCGGGAGCGUUAGAGACUGUGACCGCCAGGAAACUCGGCUUGGCGCGGUCAACAAUACAGAUGACAUACUGUAGUGUAGUAUACCUGAAACCUGUAUAAUUUUAUUAACCAAUGUCACCCAAUAAGUUCAAUUUUAAAAAGUGACCUUUGGACCAGAGUCGUGAGCAGAGCGUUCAGAACAUCCGGUCUUCAAGCUCCAGCUUCUCUCUCGUGUUUCUGUUUCUUCACCCGGGUUAUAGUGAUGUAAGAUGCAUUUUGGGUGAACCUGCGAUGAAACUGCAAACUAAUGGUUUGAAGUCUGUAUAUGUGACAUCCAGUGGGUUGCCUAACGUAAAUGAAAACAAGCUUUGUCAGUCAAAUAUAUUCCUAAAAAUGUCUUUUUUUCCUUCUACCAACAGUGGAGAUUAAAAUGAAGUAAAACGGUU